UCCGCCGGACAGGAGGCGGCGGCGGCGGCUCCUGAAGCAGUGGCCGGCUGUUGGGUGUGGAGUUUUCCUGCGCCCCUAGGAUCCGACCCUUUGAGCGUUCUGCUCCCGCGCCAGCCUACCUCGCUUCUCGGCGCCAUGACCACAACCACUACCUUCAAGGGAGUCGACCCCAACAGCAGGAAUAGCUCCCGGGUUUUGCGGCCUCCAGGCGGUGGAUCCAAUUUUUCAUUAGGUUUUGAUGAACCAACAGAGCAACCUGUGAGGAAGAACAAAAUGGCUUCUAAUAUCUUUGGGACACCUGAGGAAAAUCAAGCUUCUUGGGCCAAGUCAGCAGGUGCCAAGUCUAGUGGUGGCAGGGAAGACUUAGAGUCAUCUGGACUGCAGAGAAGGAACUCCUCAGAAGCAAGCUCUGGAGACUUCUUAGAUCUGAAGGGAGAAGCUGAUAUUCAUGAAAAUGUGGACACAGACUUGCAAGGCAGCCUGGGGCAGAGUGAAGAGAAGCCUGUGCCUGCUGCGCCUGUGCCCAGCCCAGUGGCCCCGGCCCCAGUGCCAUCCAGGAGAAAUCCCCCUGGUGGCAAGUCCAGCCUUGUCUUGGGUUAACUCUUCCUGUCCUGAACGCUGUCGUUUUGUUUGUUUCCUCCAUGCUUGUGAACUGCACAACUUGAGCCUGACUGUACAUCUCUUGGAUUUGUUUCAUUAAAAAGAAGCACUUUAUGUA
Saimiri boliviensis boliviensis (Bolivian squirrel monkey) is the source of this 718-nucleotide messenger RNA. It is a transcript of the gene JPT1, whose product is annotated as Jupiter microtubule associated homolog 1. The record is from RefSeq and is a predicted model, not a curated record. NCBI's taxonomy places the organism in Eukaryota, Metazoa, Chordata, Mammalia, Primates, Cebidae. Gene Ontology annotation, cellular component: nucleus.